Molecule: messenger RNA, 2603 nt
Organism: Aplysia californica (California sea hare)
Lineage: Eukaryota; Metazoa; Mollusca; Gastropoda; Aplysiida; Aplysiidae
Product: meiosis expressed gene 1 protein homolog
Exons: 3
Coding region: 1195-1476 (93 amino acids)
Cellular component (GO): nucleus
Source: RefSeq, a predicted model, not a curated record
AGUAUAGCUAUGAUCGUAUUUAAGAAAGGAAAGGGUAAUAUUUAUGGUCUUUGUUGAUCUUAGUUGUCUUUUAAAAAAUAGGCUACAUUUAUCCUUAAAACUUAAGCAAUCAAACCCAAAAUUUAAGCUCCCAAAAUGAUUGAAGUGAAGGCUGAAAGAGAAUGAACUAACUCAUCAAUGACUCAUACGAUACAGAUGAGUCCUAGACCCAUCCAAAAUGACACUAGUACCAAUGAUUCAGUCGAAACAGCUAUAAUACUUUGUACAAUAUGAACAUAUGGCAAUGAAUUAUUUCAUUUACUCUUCAGCUUUUGACCUCGGAAUUAAUUCCUAUAUUUUGAAGGAAUUUUUUCCAUAUCUCGUGAAACAAGUAAUGGAGGAUACACGCUAAAUGGCUAAAACUGUGCCCAAGGAAAGAGUUUAUACACAUGAUUUAUCUAACACUUCAAAUCGCUAAGUCAAAAUAAAAUGUAAAUGGAUUCGUAGAGAUUGCAUUAGCAGCAGUGUAAUUUGUGAUGCUUCAUGCACUCUGUACUUACCGGAUGCUGGGACUAUCCACUCGAAGACUGGGCUUCCAUCUCAUUCACUCGUAGAGUUAAAUAAUGACUGUUGUGGAAAGAUUUCUUGGUUGAAGCCCAAAGUUCAUGGACAGUCUGCUUUAAAAGUUUGUUGAAAUCCCAGCAGGGCAUCUUGAAAGUUGAGCUGUGUUAUAUAUGUUUUGCUGAUCUUGGCCAAAAGCUUUUUUUGUUUAAUCCACAACAUGAAAGUUUUGAAAUGCUCUCUAGAGUGAGAGAAACGUAUUAUUGCUUUCUCUCUGACUGAGAAAACGAAACACGUAAUUGAUGAAAGCCCUUGAACUGAAGCAGCAGUUGAAGACCAUCAUGUUAUUUAUGAUGCUCAACAGACGUAAAACAGAAGAAUAUUAUGCUACCCGUCAGACACGUUUUUUUACCUUUCUUAAAGGCACUAUGAAAAAAAGGCUAAUAUGAUGGAACACAAAUAUCCUGCUGUAGUAAUUUGACCUCACGACCCCCCUUUUCCCUCUUCAUAUUCUGCUGACAUAAUUUUUUAUGGAAGGGCUUUUCAAAUUGAUGGGUCAUUUUAAAGACCACUGCUAUUGUUGCUUGAGUGCUCUUACCCAUUCCGUAACCAAUCUCUUGCCAAGUGCUCAAGCCCUCUACCAUAGCCUUACUAAUGGCUGCAGCUGUCAGUAUGCCAUCAGUAAGUCAACCAAAGUCCAUGAAGCGUCCAACACACUGGAGUGAAGAAGUUGAGGAAGCCUACAGAUUUCAGUUGGCUGGAUACAGAGAUGAAAUUGAGUACCGUGAGGUGCAGAGAACAGAUCAUAUCGACAGAUGGCCUCACAAUGGAUUUGUAAAGAAACUGGUGCGCCGGGAUGGAUGCUUCUAUUACUACAACAAAACAAGAGAGUGCCCAGAUAAACAAAUUAACAAAACAAAGUUGUACGCAUAUUGAUGCAAUCAACCCUCUAGUCUGUAAAUCAAAAGCCUUUGUUCACAUUUUUUGCCCCUAAAAAGCCUGUCCAGGAGUUGCUCCCUUGUGAGAGAUGUUUCUGCUUAUAGCUAUGUCCGCAUGCCUGUUUGCAUAUUUUUUCCUUUAUACUCAUGAAAGUCUCUUCAGUUUCCUGUUUCUGAUUUUCAAAAAAGUGGAGGAGUUGAAGCGCUUCGAGUUUGAUUCUGAUUGGUCUUUGUGGACAGAUGUCGGGGAACCGAUUUUCAAAUACUUGUAUACGAGUUUCAACAGACUUUGGAAUCAUAUAGAAUCUUAUGUCAAGUGAUUUUUUUUCUCUAUGACAUUGUUUUUGCCAAAAGAAUGGGGAGUAAGGAUAUGUAUACCGUAUGAAAAGAAAUUCAGCUAUGACCAAUAUUUAGCAGCUUGACUUGUGUAACAUUACAUACCAUAUGUCCUUUUGGUGUGAAGUUAACAAGUGUGGAAUAACAUAUUUUAAGGGAACUCCAUCCCAAUCUCUGUUUCUGUCCUCUUCUUUUUGAGUGAAGUGCCCCUUGUGGUUUUAAACUUUCAUUGUCUGUGAGUGAUCUCCCAUCGAUGAUUGAAUGCCCUAACAUUUUUUUCACGUUAUCACAUUUUAGAUGUUCCUUUAUAAAGUGGAGAAAUAGAGUUGGAAUUCUCAGAGUGCCACUAUUGAGGGUAUAUGAGAUUGACAGAGUUAUGGAGUGACCCAGACGGUCAUAAAGGGAAAGGAAAAGGGGACAAAAGGGUAAUUCUAUCUCACUUGUGUGUGAGGUACUUACUGUUUGCUCCUUUGAGUACAAAUCUGAGUGUGUUUGUCUGCGAGUAUGUGGGUGGAGGUGUGCCUGACAAAUACUUGAUUCCUUUAUGUGGAAAGUAAGAGUGUGAUUGAAAGAGUAAAAGGAUAUGACAAGGUGCUCAUGAACGGGAGUAUAAGAAGGAUAAAGAUGUUUGUGAAAGUUAAAAUUGUUAUCACAUAUUUCAAGAAUUUCUUGCUAUAGUUAUGUUCAACUGAGAGCAUUUAUGAGCAUCUUGUUUGGUGACGGGAUGAGUAUUUUGGAAUCUCGUUUUAGAGUCUGCUUUUUACACAAAUAAAUUUGGAUUGAAAUUUU